GACAUCUUUCGGCCAAGUGAAACACAGGAAGUGGAGCAGAUGUGAUGACACGUGCACGGCCUUUAGGGACGUACGGCAUGUCCACCCCUCUGUGUCUGACCAUGUUCUGCCAUGAUCAGAGAGGCACAGUUUGGGCAACAAAGAAAACUCAGCAGUUUUGUUUGACUGAACAUCUUGGAUAGAAAUGACCAACAUAUACAUCAAGUACAAGUACUUAUGGAUAUCAGUUUUAAAUCAUGAAAGACUGUAAAACAGAAAAUUAAUGGAGACUCCAUCAUUGGGAACCCUGGAAGGACAUCAGCCAUGCAAAAUGGUUUUUACAACACACGAGGUGUCUUCAGACAGCUCUGCUGUCACACCAGCAUCAUCACAUCAUGACUCACCAGACCACCGAAAGGAAGAAUGUGCAUCUGAAGACCAAAUCUGUUUGCUGUUUGAGCCAGCUCAGAAUUUAAAGGAAACUACCUGCAUUCAGGAGCCUGGACAUGUGUCAUUCACUUUUAACCAAGCUCUUCCAUCUUCAAGUCCACCAACAUCAAAUCAUCUUCAAGGAGCAACUGUUUUGUCAAAGGAAGACAGUUCUGAUGUUCCGGUUUCUCUUCAUAUUGCAGGGCAGUCAGACCCAAUAAUAUGUAGUCAUCCAGAUCAGACAAUGGACUUGAUGUUUGGAGGGAAUAAAAACCCAGUCUUCAUUAAACAAAUUUUGAAUGGCUACAUUAUUAGCCCGCCAGAGGACUCCUCUCAGACUCUCAGUUUCCCAUUAACUGUCUCACAGACCUCUACUUCAAGCCAGAAAGGUACACGUCUACCACGCAUUAUCAAGCACAAACCAAGCUCCAUCACCUUCUCAGACUAUACCUGUCCUUCUAGAUCUUACGGCUACAUGUUCAAUGGUUGCUCUGAUGAUGGAGAUUCCUCACUGGAGGAUGAGGAUGAUGGAAGUGAUGAUUAUAAUGUUUUCCUGACACUUCCUCACAGUGGACAGUCUCAUGUUGGUCACAGAGAGAGACACACUAAUGGAGACAGACAGAAGAGGACAGUGAGUGCCCAAGCAGAAAUCGCUCAAACAACCAAAAGUCAAGCAGGAGUGGAAACCAGCAACAAGGAGGAGGAUCCACAAGUCCACUCUUCUUGGUCAGCAUCUAUGAUCCAGCUGAUAAUGAAACUUGACCAGCUUAAUGUGGACAUAGAGGAGGCGCUGAGUGUAAGCUCCUCCCCCACCAACACACCCAGCACCACCCGCAAGAAACAAUGGGGACACACACCAAAAUCUACUUCAAACCAAGUCCCGAUCGAAGGAGACGAAUGCCGAAGACGAUCCAGGCCUCCUGCUCAUCUCAUCUCCUCGGUGGGAACAAGAGGAAGAAGCAAGAUGGCGGUGUUUAGUAAGAAGAUCACAGCAGCGGCAGGCUUGACAUCUGGACUGAAGGCAGCACAGAUGCACACAGAAAUUGAGGCGAAAGAGGCGUGUGACUGGCUGCGAGCAGCAGGAUUUCCCCAGUAUGCUCAGCUCUUUGAAGAUUCCCAGUUCCCCAUUGACAUCACCCCUGUGAAACGAGAUCAUGACUUCCUGGACAAAGAUCUUGUGGAGCCUCUUUGCAGGCGACUCAACACCUUGAACAAGUGUGCCUCAAUGAAACUUGAUGUAAAUCUUCAGAAGAAGAAAAGUGAAGACUCUGAUGAAGAAGAUGUGUUUGCUAUCAGUGACAAAUGGACAUUUGAGCGGAGCAGCCGGCGCUGGUCCAGGUUGCAGGACAUCGAUUGCCUGCUGGGAAACCACAAAGAGGGUCAGCGUUCUAAUGACGACAUUCGUCUGAGGACCACCAACAGCAGUGAGAGUGUUUUGACGGACCUGAGUGAGCCAGAGGUGUCCUCUUUGCACAGUGAGAGCAGCGGGGGUAGCGGCCAUAGAGGCCUGAGCACAGAGGACUCUGACUGUUCAAACCGCACCUGCUCCGACUCUGCAACCAUGCCAGACUCAACUUCCUUUACCAUUCCCCACAUCCCCAAAGAUAUUUCUCACUACGGCUCUCUUCCAGAGAAGCAUGGCAAGACAGGGCGCACACGUGCCAAAGACUUCCUGAAGCGCAUGGAGAUGCUGCGCUCACGAGGAACACUAGGAAGGGGUCAUAAGUCACUUGUUAUUAGUGCUCCAAUGCUGCAGCAAGAGGCUCAGGCAAUGAAAACGCUUCGAUGUGUUGAGAUAAUAAAUGGAAAUGCUGGAGCCCCAGAACCCCUAUCCAACAGGGUUUUGCCAUUCCAUACUAGCAGUGAGGGGAGCAGCCAUUCUAGUGGUAGUGCUGUCAGUACUCCCAGCCUGAAAGAACGUAAACCUCACUGGGCUGACCACAAGCGCAGUGGCAUGUAUUUGGAGGACAUGGAUAUCUUUUCAGGCAGCCAAGUGAAUAAAGUUACUGAACAAAACCAUAGGAAUGAAUUCUGCUCCUAUGAAGACCUUGUGGUUCACAUUCCCAAAGACCAUAAGCCAGGAACCUUCCCCAAAGCACUGUCCAUAGAGAGCUUGUCACCAGCCACAGGGACGUCUAUGAACUGGCACACUGACAGCAUGCAUCUGGACUCUCCUUUAAUCAAAUAUGCAAAGGAGAGCAGGCCUGUCACCCAGUGCUGCACGAGAGGAAGCCGCAUCAGCGUGUACGAUAAUGUACCCGGAUCACACCUGUAUGCCAGCACUGGAGACCUGAUAGACCUGGAGAAAGAGGACCUGUUCCCUCACCUGGAUGAUAUUUUGUUACAUGUCAAUGGACUCCAGCAGAUAGUCGACCACUGGUCUCAGAAUGUUUUUCCUGUAGGACAAGGGCUGUUGCAGGCAGAUGGUGAGAAAGAAGACAGAGUAGAUCUUCAGUCCUCAAGCCAGAUCACAUUGGACUUUGAGGGAAAUUCUGUAAUGGAAGGCCAGACAACACCAAGUGACAGCGACAGAGACAGAGUAUCACUUGCUGACAUAGAUUCCACAAGGCUCAGAGAAAGGAGGGAUUCAGGAGUAGGUGCUUCACUCACAAGACCCAAUCGGUUAAGGUGGCCCAGUUUUCAGAUAUCGAAUCGUCUAAGUCACUCAGUGGCAUCCCUGCAGAUUACAAACCAGUCAGCAUGUCAGCUGAAUUUGUUACAGAAGUUUUCUCUUCUGCGGCUUACUGCAAUCAUGGAGAAGUACUCUAUGUCCAACAAACAUGGCUGGACCUGGUCCGUGCCAAAAUUUAUGAAGAGAAUGAAGGUACCAGACUAUAAGGAUAAGAAUGUGUUCGGUGUGCCCCUCAUCGUGCAUGUUCAGCGCUUUGGUCAGCCCUUGCCCCUCGGUCUGCAGCAGGCUCUGCGUUACCUGAGGAGCCAGUGUCUUGAUCAGGUGGGACUGUUUCGUAAAUCAGGAGUCAAGUCUCGAAUUCAAGCUCUCCGGCAAAUGAAUGAGAACUCUCCAGACAAUGUGAACUAUGAGGAUCAGUCUGCCUAUGAUGUGGCUGACAUGGUGAAGCAGUUCUUCAGGGAUCUACCUGAGCCCCUCCUCACCAGCAAGCUAGGAGAAACCUUCCUCCAUAUCUACCAGUACGUACCGAAGGAGCAGAGGUUGCAAGCUGUCCAGGCAGCCAUUAUGCUCAUGUCAGAUGAAAACCGAGAAGUACUGCAGACACUGCUCUGCUUCCUGAGUGAUGUCACCUCCUCUGUCAAGGAGAACCAGAUGACACCGAUGAACAUUGCUGUGUGUCUGGCCCCCUCCCUCUUCCAUCUCAACAUACUAAAGAAGGACAGUCUCUCACCGAGGGCCAUGCAGAAGAAGUAUGCAACUGGCAGACCAGACCAGAAGGAUCUGAAUGAAAAUUUUGCUGCUACACAGGGCCUGGCUCACAUGAUCACAGAAUGCAACCGCCUCUUUGAGAUUCCUCAUGAAAUGGUUACUCAGUCACGUAAUUCCUAUGUGGAGGCUGACUUACACGUGCCAACAGUUCAGGAGCUGUGCAAGCAGCUGGAGGAUGAUGAUGGUACAUACCAAACCCACAUGGAGGGGAGGCUUCAGAACCUCCUGAAGGAAGCGCGGGAAAAGUCAAAAUACUGGGUGUCCUGCAGCAGCUCAGACGACACCGAGCUGUACUAUAAGAAGGUGGGAGAUGGGAACCCUCUGAGACGCUGGAAGGUGUCUGUGGAGGUGGAAGCGCCACCAUCUGUUGUACUGAACCGUGUGCUAAGAGAGCGCCACCUGUGGGAUGUAGACCUGCUGCAGUGGAAAGUGUGCGAGACGCUGGACAAGCAGACGGAAGUGUUUCAGUAUGUCCUCAAUCGUAUGCCCCCUCAUCCCAGCAGGGACUUUGUAGUACUCAGGUCAUGGAGGACAGACUUGCCCAAAGGGGCGUGUUCUCUGGUGUGUGUGUCCAUCGACCAUGAGGACUGUCCUCAUAUUGGAGGGGUGCAAGCUGUUGUUUUGGAAUCCAAUUACUUGCUUGAGCCCUGUGGCUCUGGAAAGUCCAGACUGACUCACAUCUGUAGAGUGGACUUGAAAGGAAGGACUCCAGAUUGGUACAACAAAGCCUUCGGCCACCUUUGUGCCGCUGAAGCUGCCCGGAUUCGUAACUCCUUUCAGCCACUCAUCACAGAUGGACCAGAGACUAAAAUUUGAAAAUCUUGCCACUUGUGUCUGAUCAGCCUCGGAUUCAAGAUUGAGCCAGUUGAUCCACUGCAGACACAAAGCAGUCACAUGUAGUGCCUAAAAGAAGUAUUUUCCAUUUGGAAGUUUUCAUGUUAUAUUUAUUGUGCUUAUUUAUUUUGGUAAAUGAAUUACAGUGGAUUUAAUCUGGGUUAAAUCAAAAGUGACAGGGGAAGAAAAGCUCAUGUCAACGUGAAAAUGGCUAUCUUAAAAGUGAUCUGAAAAGACAAAAUUUAUUGCAUGAGUAAAUGUGCUCAUAUACACACUUACAGAGAGAGAGAGUGAG
Molecule: messenger RNA, 4937 nt
Organism: Thalassophryne amazonica
Lineage: Eukaryota; Metazoa; Chordata; Actinopteri; Batrachoidiformes; Batrachoididae
Gene: stard13b
Product: StAR-related lipid transfer (START) domain containing 13b
Exons: 19
Coding region: 263-4624 (1453 amino acids)
Biological process (GO): actin cytoskeleton organization; regulation of Rho protein signal transduction; signal transduction
Molecular function (GO): lipid binding; protein binding; GTPase activator activity
Source: RefSeq, a predicted model, not a curated record